UACUUGUUCUUAUUCCCAACAACUGAAACGACUCCAUCUAAAAAACAAACCCCGUGACCGUCACCACCGGUCACGCUCGCCCUAACUAACUCCUCUUCUCUUUUCCCCACUCUCAUGGCAUUCUUCCAGAACCGCGUCGUUUUCCCGAAAGAGGAAUAUCCAGAGAUCUUAGAGGAAUACGAGUUGGAGGAAGAGGAGGAGGAAGAAGAAGACGACUACGUUUUAGAACCACACGAGUAUCUCACCAACAACGAAACUGAACAAUCUCAUUCAACCUCCUCCGCCAUCCCUACCGUCAUAUUAGCCUUGCCUAACGCCGCAACUGCUGUCGCUGAAUCGCCUGAGCCAAAACGGCAGCGAAUUGAGCAGGUGGAGGAGAAGAAGUCCAUGGAGGAUUCGCGGAAAUUGUUUCAGCGUCUCUGGACUGACGAGGAUGAGAUCGUAAUUUUGCAAGGGUUUCUGGAUUACAACGCGAAUCGAGGAUCGGCUUAUCAUAACGACUCUGCGUCGUUCUAUGAUCAGAUUAAGUCGAAGCUUCAGCUCGAUUUCAACAAGAGCCAGCUUGUUGAUAAACUGCGAAGGUUGAAGAAAAAGUAUCGAAACCUUCUCCAGAAAUUCGAUUCUGGCAAGGAGUUUUUCUUCAAAACCGCUCAUGAACAAGCUACCUUCGAAAUUUCACACAAAAUCUGGAACAUUGCAACUCCAAUUGGGAUUCCUGUUGAAGACGACGGCGAAAUAAACCCCAACCCUAACCCAAACGCUAACCCUAACCCUAGCCCAAAUUCAGGUCAUACUACGCCGGUGAAGAAUGAGCCGGUUAUUGAGAAGAAAAGGAAGGGAUCGCGAACCGCAGCGGAGGAGAGGCAGCAGCUACGCAAGUUGAACGAUAAUUCAGCAAUGAACAAAGAUAAUCAUAAUAAUUCUACUAACAACAAUAGUAGCAAUGCUGAAGAUGAAAGUGGUGAUAAGAGUAACAGUAGGCAUAACGUGCCUGUAUUGAUUGAAGAGACUGUGAAGAGUUGUUUGACUCCAUUCUUGAAGGAGUUAUCAAGUACUAGUAACAUGGGGAGUCCGUUUGGUUUUGGAGGGAGAGGGCUUGGGGGUGGAGGUUUUUCAUUGAAUCCAAUGCCAUUUAGUUUUCUGAAUUUCGGGAAUGGGGAUAAGGUGGGAGAUGAAAAGUGGAAGAAUCAACAGAUUUUGGAGCUGGAAGUGUAUUCUAAGCGUUUGGAGCUGGUGCAGGAUGAGAUCAAGGUUGCUUUGGAGGAGUUGAGGUCAAAUUCUGGAGCUGGAGCUGGAGGAAGCAGAAAAUUUUAACCAUUUGAUAAGUUAAUAGCAUAUCUAGACAGCUAGUAAUUUUCUUUUCACAGUUUUGGUUUUCUUUUGUUUGGAAAUACAGCUUUGGCUUUUCAUAAUGAUUGCAAUUGCAUAGAAACAGUUCAAUAAUAUAUGUUUUAUUUUUUUACUGCUCUA
Lathyrus oleraceus (garden pea) is the source of this 1470-nucleotide messenger RNA. RefSeq names its product probable transcription factor At5g28040. Lineage: Eukaryota; Viridiplantae; Streptophyta; Magnoliopsida; Fabales; Fabaceae. The transcript has a single exon. Gene Ontology annotation, cellular component: nucleus. The record is from RefSeq and is a predicted model, not a curated record. Gene Ontology annotation, biological process: regulation of DNA-templated transcription. Bases 115 to 1314 code for a protein of 399 amino acids.